AUGGCUCAGCAACUUUAUAAACUAUUCAUUCGUAAUUUACCUUGGACAGUAUCUUCACAUGAACUACGUACUUAUUUUUCUCAAUUUGGUUAUGUAACACGAGCAACUGUAUUAUACAAUAAUGAUACAGGUUUAAGUCGUGGUUUUGGUUAUGUAGAUUUUAAUAAACGUGAAGCAUUCGAAGGAGCUAUGUCACAAGUACAACAUAUUCUUGAAGGACAACGUUUACGUGUGGAAGAAGGUUCAUCAAAACGACGUUUUUCAAAUCGAGAUAAUACAACAUUGAAUAAAAAACAAGAGAAUGUUAAUAAUCCUAUUGAAGAAGAACAAUUCUAA
Molecule: messenger RNA, 336 nt
Organism: Adineta steineri
Lineage: Eukaryota; Metazoa; Rotifera; Eurotatoria; Adinetida; Adinetidae
Source: the annotation of a GenBank genome assembly